AUGCAGUACGCCGUGCUCAUCGCUUCCCUGGCCAUUGGUGCCAUCGCCACUCCUCACCCUCAGGUCACCCCCGCCCCCAAGGCUCGGGACAUCCAGAGGCGUUUCGACGUCCCCGCCUCUUCCGGCUCCUCCGCCCUCGAGGAUGUCCAGACUAUCGCCGCUGGCGACUCCUUCGAUGGAGGCAUGUACGUUUACGACCGUGGUGUCGACUGCACCGGUCAGGAUGAGGGUGGCGACUCCGACGCUGUCUUCCAGAUCGAGGAGGGCGGUACCCUGAAGAAUGUCAUCAUCGGCCCCAACCAGAUCGAGGGUGUCCACUGCCAGGGUGCCUGCACUCUCGAGAACGUCUGGUGGAGCGCGGUUUGCGAGGACGCCUUCACCAUCAAGAACCAGGACGCCGGUGACACCACCUACAUCAAGGGCGGCGGUGCCUACGGUGCCGAGGACAAGGUCCUCCAGCACAACGGUGGCGGUUCCCUCGAGGUCUCCGACUUCACCGUUGAGGACUUCGGAAAGCUGUACCGCUCUUGCGGAAACUGCGAUACCAUGUACGAGCGUCACAUCACCAUCACCGGCUCCACCGCCACCGAUGGCAAGACCAUCUGCGGUAUCAACUCCAACUACGGUGACUCUUGCACGAUCACCGACACCACCACCUCUGGUGUCGAUGAUGUUUGCGUCACCUACACCGGUACCGACGACAACGACGAGGAGCCCGAGAAGAACGACGACAACGGUGAUGGUUGCGACGGUACCUACUGUAUCUGCUAA
Molecule: messenger RNA, 771 nt
Organism: Diaporthe amygdali
Lineage: Eukaryota; Fungi; Ascomycota; Sordariomycetes; Diaporthales; Diaporthaceae
Exons: 2
Coding region: 1-771 (256 amino acids)
Biological process (GO): pectin catabolic process
Cellular component (GO): extracellular region
Molecular function (GO): pectate lyase activity
Source: RefSeq, a predicted model, not a curated record